AUGUCCAAGCACGGCAGCGAGUCGGAAUUCGAGUUCAUCGAGACUCCAAAGGCACCGUCGCCAGCCUUUGAGAAGGUCGAGGACUGCGGUGUGCCCACCACUUCGUAUCCGGCCAUCAAAAAUGCCCCCCUGCCCGCCGAUGGCGCCGGCAACGAGAGCUUCUCGUACCCGCUGGCCCUCUCCCUCUUCAUCGGCAUUCCCACCUAUAUGGCCUGGAAGCUCGGUGGCGGCAUGAAGACCAGCAUCUUCCUGGCCCUCUUCACCACCUUGCCGUUGCUGGUCGGCUACUGGAUGACCAUCUCCUCGCUGAGUCCGCGCGUCAACGAGAAGGCCCGCCUGCCCGGCCGGCCCAUCGAGCACUACCUCACCUUCAAGAAGGCUGCCGACAAGGCCAAGUACCAUGGCAAGUCCAAGAUUGCCAUGGAGACCUUCCACGAGAUGUACUUUGACGGCGACGUCGACUUCAACGGCGACUGCCUCGAGGUCAUGGAGUACCGCCACGACUGGGCCACCUUUAAGCUCACCAUCAACGUGCUCAAGUACUUUCUGCUCACCAUGAUUCCCGAGGUUAUUGUCCACUCCAAGUCUCAGGACGAGGAGCAGGUUCGUGGCCACUACGACCGCGGUGAUGACUUUUACGGCUGGUUCUUGGGCCCGCGCAUGAUCUACACGUCGGGCGUCAUCUCCGACCCCAACGUCGAGGAGUCCCUCGAGCAGCUGCAGGACAACAAGCUGGCCAUCGUCUGUGAGAAGAUCGGCCUCCAGAAGGGCGAGCGUCUGCUCGACAUUGGCUGCGGCUGGGGCACUCUGGCCCGCUUCGCCAGCGUCAACUAUGGCGCCAAGGCCACCGGCAUCACCCUCGGCCGCAACCAGACGGCCUGGGGCAACAGUGCACUCCGCGAGGUCGGCGUCCCCGAGGAGCAGAGCAAGAUCCUGUGUCUGGACUACCGCGAGAUCCCCGUCCCCGAGGGCAAGUACAACAAGAUCACCUGUCUCGAGAUGGCCGAGCACGUCGGCGUCCGCCACUUCUCCAGCUUCCUGCGCCAGGUCUACGACAUGCUGGACGACGACGGCGUGUUCUACCUGCAGUACGCCGGCCUGCGCAAGCCCUGGCAGUUUGAGGAUUUCAUCUGGGGCCUCUUCAUGAACAAGUACAUCUUCCCCGGCGCCGACGCCUCCACCCCGCUCGGCUGGGCCGUCGACCGCCUGGAGGGUGCCGGCUUCGAGAUCAAGGACAUUGACACCAUCGGCGUCCACUACUCUGCCACCCUCUGGCGGUGGUACCGCAAUUGGAUGGGCAACCGCGACAAGGUCGAGGCCAAGUACGGCAAGCGGUGGUUCCGGAUCUGGGAGUUUUUCUUGGCUUACUCGACCAUCGCCUCGCGCCAGGGCACGGCUACCUGCUUCCAGAUUGUGAUGGUGAAGAACAUUAACUCGACCCAUCGCAUUAACGGUGUCAAGACGCAGUUCGGCCUCGGCGGAGCCCUGCGCUCGGCCAAGGUCAACUUUGCCGCUUGGGCAAAGAACGAGGCCACCAACUUCCCGUCUGUCUCUAGCGAGUAA
Molecule: messenger RNA, 1563 nt
Organism: Grosmannia clavigera kw1407
Lineage: Eukaryota; Fungi; Ascomycota; Sordariomycetes; Ophiostomatales; Ophiostomataceae
Product: cyclopropane-fatty-acyl-phospholipid synthase
Exons: 4
Coding region: 1-1563 (520 amino acids)
Biological process (GO): cellular response to biotic stimulus
Source: RefSeq, a predicted model, not a curated record